ACAAUCUAUAUUAUUUUGUUAAGUGUACAUUUUAAGUAAUGCUAAAAAUUGCUUUUAUAUAUUACUGAUAAAUAAGUUGUGAUGCUUUGCUUCAUAAUUAUAUACAAUUAUAUUAUAUAUAGGUUAUAAAAAAUUAUAAGGUUAAGUUACUUAUUGAUGCAUUUUACAAUUAAAUGAUUUUUGUGAUAAUUUAUAUAUAGAAAUGUAAUCGUGUUAAUUUAAAAAAACAAUUGAAUCUUUUGGUGUAAUUGAAAAAAGAUAGAAUAGCGCGAAAAAAGGCAGCGUUUCGUCUCGAAACCAUUAAAUAGAUUUAUCAAUGAUAGAAGUAUAAAUGAUUUUUUUUUUUAAUGAAUUUAUAUUUAUUGUGAAAAAAAGAUAGAAAAUGUAGAAAAUAUAAGACAAAAAAAUUAACAAAAAGGCUAGUGAUAAAUAUGUAAAUAUAAUUUUGAUAUUUUUAUUGUAAACAUGGGAUAAAAUUUAAUUUCUAAAAUUUAUAAACUUGUGAGAAAAUUAAAGACAUCUAUCGGUGGCGGGCUAAACUAUUGGUGGAGUUAUACGUUUGUGGACGUGACAAAUUGUGUUAAAAUAUAUUAGGUUGUAAACGUUGCGACUGAUUAAUACGAUAUAUUAAAUUUUUUAAAAAUGAGUCGCAGAAGAGUUCAUGAAGAAGAAGAUGGAUAUGAACGAGCGUAUAAAAAACGUAGGAGAGUAUCAGAGAAUCAAGAAAUUGAAGACCGACUUGAAUCUCUUAUUCUGAGAGUGGGAGAAAAAUCUACAUCUUCUUUAGAAAGUAACUUAGAAGGUUUAGCUUCAGUGUUAGAAGCUGAUCUUGGACUCUUUCGUAGCAAAAUUCUUAGAAUUCUAACAGAAUGUGCAAUUAGAAUGCCAGAAAAAUGUACAAUUUAUACCACACUUGUUGGAUUACUGAAUGCAAAGAAUUUUAAUUUUGGUGGUGAAUUUGUUGAUUAUAUGGUGAAAAAUUUUAAUGCAUUGAAAGCUUGUAAAUGGGAUGUAGCUAGAUAUUCAUUAAGAUUUUUAGCUGAUUUAGUAAAUUGCCAUGUCUUAUCUUGUGGAUCUUUAAUGCAACUCUUUGAUAAUAUGUUAGAUGCUGCUAAUGAAGAUGGUGUUCCUCAAGUAAGACGUGAUUGGUAUGUCUAUGCUGUAUUAUCAACAUUACCUUGGGUAGGAAGAGAAUUAUAUGAAAAAAAAGAACAAGAAUUAGAUCAUUUAAUGGUGACAAUAGAGAUAUUUUUAAACAAAAAUAAAAAACAUCAGCCAGCCUUAAGAGUUUGGUCAAGUGAUACACCUCAUCCUCAAGAAGAAUAUUUAGAUUGUUUAUGGGCUCAAGUGAGAAAACUUAGACAGGACAAUUGGGCAGAGAAACAUAUUCCUAGACCAUAUCUUGCAUUUGAUUCAAUUUUGUGUGAAGCAUUACAGCAUAAUUUACCUACAAUAAUGCCACCACCACAUCAUGAAUCUUAUUCUUAUCCAUUACCUACAGUAGUGUUUCGCAUGUUUGAUUAUACAGAUUGUCCAGCUGAAGGACCAUUAUUACCUGGAAGUCAUGCUAUAGAACGUUUUCUUAUAGAAGAACAUUUAAGACAAAUUAUUAAUAACUAUUUUUUUGAAAGAAAAGAUUGUGCAGCUCAAUUAUUGAAUUUUCCAUAUAAAGCAAAAAUACCAUUAGAUUAUUGCAUUGUUGAAGUAAUAUUUGGUGAACUAUUUAGAUUACCAGCACCAAAGCAUUUAGAAAUAUGUUAUGGAUCAAUUUUGAUUGAACUUUGUAAAUUACAACCAUCAACAAUGCCACAGGUUCUGGCUCAAGCGACAGAAAUUCUAUUCCGUCGUAUAGAUAGUAUGGCUGCAACUGCUUUCGAUCGUUUUGUAUGGUGGUUUGCAUAUCAUCUAAGCAAUUUUCAGUUUCGUUGGUCUUGGGAAGAUUGGGAUUCUUGUUUACAACGUGAUCCAGAACAUCCACGACCGAAAUUUAUUCGAGAAGUAUUAUUAAAAGCUUUACGAUUAUCAUAUUACCAAAGAAUACGGGAUAUGAUGCCUGAAUCAUAUGCUGAACUAAUACCUGCACCUCCAGAACCUAUUUAUAAAUAUACUUCUGAAGGUGCCAGUUCACUUCCAGGUACAGCAGCAGCUCAUGAAUUAGUUGUUUCAAUUAGACGUAAAUGUACACCAGAAGAAGUACUUAAUGUGUUAAAUACAUUACCAGGUCCUAGAGAAAAUGAAGAGACAAAUAACUUCAAUCCUUUAAAGAUCGAUGUUUUUGUACAGACAUUAUUGAAUUUAGGUUCAAAAAGUUUUAGCCAUAGUUUCGCUGCGAUAGGAAAAUUUCAUUAUGUUUUUCAAGUUCUUGCAGAAACUGAAGAAGCUCAAAUAUGUAUUUUGAGAAAUAUGUAUGCAUUAUGGAAGAAUCAUUAUCAAAUGAUGGUGGUUUUAACUGAUAAAUUUUUGAAAACUGGAAUAAUUGAAUGCAGUGCCAUUGCCAAUUGGAUAUUUUCUAAAGAGAUGGUGUCAGAAUUUACUAAAUUAUAUAUUUGGGAAAUUCUUCACUUAACAAUUCGAAAAAAGAAUAAACAUGUAACAAAAUUAAGUACAGAAUUAGCGGAAGCUCGUGAGAAGUUAAGAAGAGCAGAAAGUAGAUCAGGUUCAUCAUCAGAGGAUGAAGACAAUAACAAAGAUAGAAAUAGGGAAAAACCAUCAGAAGAUGUAGUAGAAAGAAUGGAAGAAAAGUUGGAAACAGCUCAAGCAGAUCAGAAAAAUUUGUUCCUUAUCAUUUUUCAACGUUUUAUAAUGAUUCUUUCGGAACAUCUUGGACGAUGUGAUACUGACGGAAUAGACUACAAUACUCAUUGGUAUAAAUGGACCAUAGGUAGAUUACAGCAAGUGUUUUUAACUCAUCAUGAACAAGUUCAAAAAUAUUCAUCAACAUUAGAGACUUUACUUUUUACACCAGAUCUGGAUCCUCAUAUCUUAGAUGUUUUCCACCAAUUCGUUUCUUUACGAGCAUGAACAUCAUUUUCUAUGUUCUUAUUGAUUGAGUCUUCACUUCUCUUAGAGAUUAUGAGUCAAAGCAAUGAAAGAAGUGCGACGACAGUCGACAUGGAUUUCUUCGAACAGCCCGCCUAUCUAUUGAACAAACGUCUUUUGUCCAUCAUUGGAAUAUGGCCAUUUCAGAAGACUCUGCCAAAACUGUUGAGUCAAAACAUCAUUUUGAUUUUCUGCUUCACUCUCUUGAUAGCCGAGGUAAAAGGAAAAGAAAAGAAAAAAAAAAGUUUAUUUCUUAAUAAUAAUAAGAUUAAUGCUAAAAUAGAAGCUUAUAAUGAUGACUAUUUUGUUCGAAUGAUAUUGUAAAAAAAAAACAAUAGUAUGAAAUUCACAUUUUAAAAAAAGAUUAAUAAUAA
Apis florea (little honeybee) is the source of this 3413-nucleotide messenger RNA. RefSeq names its product nuclear cap-binding protein subunit 1 (gene Cbp80). Gene Ontology annotation, biological process: nuclear-transcribed mRNA catabolic process, nonsense-mediated decay; mRNA export from nucleus. The record is from RefSeq and is a predicted model, not a curated record. Gene Ontology annotation, molecular function: mRNA binding; protein binding; RNA cap binding. Lineage: Eukaryota; Metazoa; Arthropoda; Insecta; Hymenoptera; Apidae. Gene Ontology annotation, cellular component: nucleus; nuclear cap binding complex.